CAUUAUGAAAUUUUUGAAAAACUAACCUCUUAUGAUUAUCGAAUAAGUGUGAUACAGUGCGAUUUAUAUGAGACAGGCGUGACAGGUUGUUGUUUCUGACGACUCGACGAUAUUGUUUGUGAAAUGGGACCUCCACCUGUAGUCACUGGGAUAUCGCCUAAAGAAGGCCCACCUGGCACUCGGGUGAUAGUUCGCGGAGAGUUUUUAGGAAAUAAAGCUCAAGACCUUUUAGGACUGACAAUAUGCGGUUGCGACUGCUUACUUUCGGCCGAGUGGAAGUCGUCCAACAAAAUUAUAGCAAGAUCGGGCCCUUGCAAGGGCCGCGGUGACAUAAUAGUGACCACUCGAAGUGGAGGACAGGGUACCUCAACGGUGCAGUUUCGUGGUUAUCAUGAGACUAUAGGCCCUAUGAAGGAAUCGGCUGUGUGGGUAGAAGAAGCUCCUAUGCAGAGUAUUGUCUGGGGUAGAAGGACAUUGUCGCCUACAAAUUAUCAACAAGAAGAUCCUUUGGGUCUCAGUGUAGAAGGCAAUGAUAAAAAGUUUCCUGAGGACGAAUUGAUCGAACUGUUUGGAGAUGGCAGUGGAGAUCUGACGAGCGAAAAGUUUCAUCCUGGGUGGUUUUUAUUACAGCAUCAUCAUGCCACCACUUUAGAAGAUUUGAAAGCCGGCCUGGCUUAUCUCAGAAGAAAAGUCAACUCCCAAAAAGAGGGGCAACUGUCAUUUCUUAAGGCUAAUGUAGGAGCAGUGAUGGAGCAACUUGAUACAAUAAUGUCACUAAAGGACCAGUUUGAAGCAGAUAUGAAAAGCUACGGUAACGAUUCUACAGAGAAAUUGGAGAAAGCUAUUAAACAAUCCAUGUCGGAGGCUAACAAGCUAUUUGACGAUGUAUUGGCAAGAAGGGAUAGAGCGGACGCCACGCGUAACGCACUGGCUGUAAUGCAACGUUACAAGUUUCUCUUCUGUAUGCCAAUAAACAUUGAAAGGAACAUCAAGCGUGGCAAUUACGAUCUGGUGAUUAACGACUAUGCCAGAGUUAAGAAUCUCUUUAAGAAUACAGAAGUGGAAGUUUUUAGGAAAGUACUGAAGGAAAUUGAUGAUAGAAUUAGUAACUUUAAAGUAUUAUUACGAAACAAAUUGGAAGAGAUGCCGUUCAGUUUGGAAGAGCGCAAGAAGAUCAUCAGAAACCUCGUCAAUCUCGAUGUCGAGGGCGAUCCAGCGUGGGAUGCAAUAGUUUCACAUGCAAAUUAUCUGGAGAAAAGUAUCGUUAGUGCUGUACAUGAGCAUCUAGACACACACUCGGCCAAGAUUAAUAGCGACGAUACGAACAAAUCGUCCAAGUCUACAUCGACAAAUAUUAAGCAUUUGCAGAAGAAUAAUUGUAACAGCUCACCAUCACAAAUCUUGUGUGUCGAAGCAGUUUGCGAUAUCGUAGUGGAACAAUUGCCAGACUUAUGGAGAUUGGGACAAAGUUACUUCACGGGACAACUACACGUGGCAGUAGAUGUAGAAAAGCAAAGUCACUUUAAGAAUUUAGUUUUAUCGAGUAUGCAACAUGCCAUGGAGGCUAUGAAAAAUAUAUGCAGUCACGACGUGGAAGCACCGUGGCUUCUACACAUUUUACGUUGCGUCAGGCAAAUGUACGCGUCUCUGAUACAUCUGGAUUUGCCUAGCGAUGCCCUCGAUAUUUUCGGAUCGUUUAUACUCGAUUUGAGAAUACAAUGUCUGGUUGCUCUCUUUAAACAAGGAGCGGAUGAUAUAACGGCUCUAAGCCGAAAGGAAAUAUGGCAGAUAGAAUAUCUAAACGAAGACGGUGGCGUUACAAAAUUGCCGUACCUGUUCGAGGAGAUUAUUUUGGAAAUAUCGAAGCACGCGCGUGAGACGAUAGUCGCCUGUGGUCCAAGAGAAGGGCCUCUGUUCAAUAAUACGGCCCACCAAAUGCUCUAUCACAAUAAUAUUAAAACGUUAUUUACGUCGUUUACGCGAUGUCUACAACAAUUGGCGUUUAGCGGUUGCGAGGAAGCUAUGGAUAAUGAUGAAACGUCAGUUUCACAAUUGAUUGGUUCACCAUCCGGUUACAAGAGCAAAACCAACAAAUAUCAAGGACCGACAUGGGAGCAGUGUCUUUUAAUAUCGCUGAGCAAUAUACGAUACACACUAAAUGCCGUUUUACCAAGAAUUGGCGAGUUUCUAAAAGUCCAAGGCUACCCGGAAUUAUCCACCGCGGUCGGAUGGAAUUCAGAUUGGACGCAGUUAAAGACGCUGGAUAACGCCGUUCUGGAUGCAUAUCUAGAACGACGUUGCGAUCCGCUUGUUGGUACGAUUGAACCUAGCAUGUACUUGGGCGGUUUGGAAUGGGACUUCGAUGCUGAGCCGACGCAUUUAAAGCCGUACGCCCAAGAGAUACUGGCAAACUUAAUCGCGGUCCAUGCGGAGGUACGCCGAGUUGCGCCGGCGUUGUUGGAGCGGAUUCUGUCUCACAUAGUGGAGACUAUAGCGGAGGAACUUGCACGGCUCAUGUCGUGCGUCACGCAGUUUCGUCCAGCUGGAGUUAUUCAAGCACGAACGGACAUAAUACUUUUGAGAAACGCUCUGCAGGCUUACAGUACGAGCAGAGCGAGAAGUUUUUUCGAAGAAGCUCUGGACGCGAUACCGCAACCAGCGAACAGGGAAGAUCACACGCGAAUAGACGCCCUUUUGUCAAAGAUCACUACGUGCAUGCGACUACAACUGUUGUGUCUUGUCAGCGAAGGAACGGAAAAUAUUCGUUACCUGACAGCAGAUCCCGAACGCGUUACCACCGUAUAACGCGCAAUGACCAAAGUAUCUUGACGAUCAGCGGGUAUGUGUUAUAAUUUAUUCAACAUUCUAUCAAUAUAUGAAUUAUCUACGCGAUAUACUAUACAAUGGACACGGAACGCAAAAACUUAAACCUGAUUUAUCCCUGCCGCAACUUACGUUCAGCGUCCGUUGUAGAACAGACUUUCUCGCUGUCCACGAUGUCGUCUCUUCCAUCUCUUACGUGAUAAUACGUGAUAAAAGCCAAAAUGCACGAGUAAAGUAAAAGCACAAUAAAAUUCGCACAUGAAGCUUCGAGUAAUAAAAAAAGAAAAUGUACGACCGUUAUAUAUAUAUGUAUAUAUAUAAAAUAACAAAUGUGUGUAAAAAAAGGAGAGAGAAAGAGAAGGAGGAGAAGCAGGAAGUUGGACGAGAGAAAGAGAUGCUAUAUGUUAGACCUUCUCAAUUAAUUGCAACGUACCAACAUCCGCAGCUAGCAAUACAGUGUCACCUAAAAAUAGAGAAACGUCGUGUUAUUCACAUAAGAUUGAGAUUAAUAUACAAUAAGUUAAAGAUAUUUCUCUUGCAGAAAUAUCGAUACAGGUAAUUCAGAAAAUAUACAAGUUUUAUUUAUUUGACAUGAUAUAUGCAAAUUGUAGCUAUGAUUAUUACCCGUUUGAAAAAUUUGCGUUGCAUGUUUGGCUCCAACGAUGCAAGGAAGACCAUACUCUCGCGCCACGACAGCACCAUGACUUAUAAGACCACCUAAUUCCGUUACGAUGCCGCCUAAUAGCGGAAAGUACGGGCUCCAACCGAUGUCGGUACAAUGUGUGAUCAGAAUAUCUCCGUGUUGUAUACUUUUCGCCUCAGACAGAUCCGUUAUUACGCAUGCUCUGGCCAUUAUAGAACCGCCGCAAACCGAGGUACCUUCAACUUUGGUGCUGCUUUCAUAAGAUGCGGCGUCAAGUGUUUUCUGUAAUGAGAAAUUUCACACGUAAACUCGAGAGAAUACGAUAAAAAAAAAAACAAAGGAACACAGUAAUUGAAUUAAUGAGAACUUUCAACGACAAACCUGUAUUGGCAUGGGCAUACCGACGCAAAACUCUGGAUACUCCACCUUUGAUACUUGAUGAUAAAGUUUCCUUCUACGUAACGCCCUAUAAGAUUACAAGCAAAAUUGUAUAAAAAAAAAGAAUAAUAAAACAGAGAAGAGAAAACAGAAUGCUACGGCACAAUAGUACAAUACGAUAUGAUAGAUAUCUCAGUAACAAUGAACUUACUUUCGCACGAUUAAUGGAUUGCAAUGGUUGUCCAAAAGUUGCGCAAUCUCAUGGUUCGUCAGGAAAAAUAUGAGACUUUCAUCGGGUAUGUGAUUUUCCUUCACCAUCAAAGUACCAAGUCGUCUAUAAGCCAUUCUCAUUUUAUGUACAGCGGACACCGCAAAGUUUUUCGUCAUUUCUCUGCGGGUAACAGCUUUACGAGAAAGGGGUAUCACCUUUUGUAGAACCCACUUGGUGAACGAGAGCAUGGGUGUUUUCAGAGACGCUAUGGUUUCUUGAACGCUGAGCGUUUUGCUCACGUAAUUCUCUUCGAUGGAUGUUGCCAGUGACUAAAAGUAAUAUGAAAACAAAUAAAUUAUAUACACGCGUACACUCAUCGCAAAAAUAACGAGAAUAGUGAGUUAUCUCAUACUUGUAUCGUGCUAAUGAUACUGUCAGGUUUAAGUAUCCACGGUUCCGAAAUGAAAUCCAGUUCCUGAACGCAUCUAUGACCGUGUUUAUCGUAAAAGGCCUGUAGUUUUUCCGCAGCUAAAGGACAAUUAGACUUUAACCAGUCUACAGCACUUGCUGUUUCGACCUUGGCAAAGUUUUCCGCCUUGCCACUUUUCCGAAUGCACGCUGCUAUUUUGCCGAGAGCUAUCGGCACUUCGGUGCUGAUAACAUCGGUGCAGGAACUCAACAGAAUAGCAAUAUCCGCGAUAUGUUCGGGUGUGAUAUCUUCACUUUUCGCCGUCAAAAGCGACAUCGCUAGCAUCUGAUAACAGACGCUCACUCUCGAUGUGUGAGUAUGAUACAUUCCUAGC
This is a messenger RNA of Odontomachus brunneus, 4858 nucleotides long. RefSeq names its product exocyst complex component 2 (gene Sec5). The transcript has 11 exons. Gene Ontology annotation, biological process: Golgi to plasma membrane transport; exocytosis. Bases 124 to 2805 code for a protein of 893 amino acids. Gene Ontology annotation, cellular component: exocyst. The record is from RefSeq and is a predicted model, not a curated record. Lineage: Eukaryota; Metazoa; Arthropoda; Insecta; Hymenoptera; Formicidae.